AUGUUCGACUUGGUCCAAUCAAUGUCCGAACAGCGAGUGAUGGAAUCAGAACAGUGUUCCCGUCUUCACGAUAAAGCAAAACUAUCCCGCUCCCAAGAAACAGUCGAAGCUCGUCUUCGCCUUGCAGUUGCGGCUCUUUCAGAGUUAGGUGGUGGAUCCGUCGACAUGGAUCGUGUGAUGUCCUUGUCUAGAGCCCAAAUUGAUAAGCAGGUAGCCGCAUCGGUAUCGCUGAUGAGGGUUCGUGCUUCGAUUGACGAAAAUUUGGCCGGAGAUCAGACUCACCUGACGCAACUCGUUCAAAUGAUCGUUUGCCAAUUGGAGUCGUCUCGAACUGCUCAUAAAGUACUCGAGAAAAUCUGUGCGGAAUCACCUUCAAGCACCAAAAUCAUGAAGUUGUAUUGGGAGGGUGCUCAGAAUGCCGUAGAGGCUCUUGUGUCUGAUCACCUGGACAUUACUCCACUGGCUGUAAAAGAGCCGAUCGAUUCAAAGAAACCGCUAUUCCGGUUCGAUGCCACCGCUUUUGCCAGCGGAACAUCAACUACUGACCCGAGCUUGCAGAAAGUUCUACCGUCGUGUGAACGCGUAUUGGAACUCUGCCAAGAAGUGCAUGGCCUGAUUGUAUCUAUGGAUUUGUAUGCAGAUAGAUUUGCUGCCCUCUGGUUGCUCGUGCUUACCGAUUACAAUAAGAACGUCACGGAUAUGUAUGAGAGGACUACGAAGUCCCUAAGCGAAAUCGAUGGAGUUGCCUCGAGACGAAAAAUUAGUGCUGCAUGGGCUGCUGAUGAGGAUAUUUCGAGGCUACUCAUGAGCCUUCCCAAUUGGUUGAUGGCAGCCACAGAAGCAACUCCAAGUACUCCGAGUGUCCCGAACUUCGAAAGCGAAAAGGAUAUUCUUCAAAGAAAUGAACGAGAGUCCGAAAUAUUGAUUGGAAAUCUCGCCACUCAGAAGAAGAUUGAGCGUGCCGAGUUGUUGACUGAUAUGUCUGAUGUGAGAGCACUUGCAGCAUUGCACGAAAGCUUGCGGUGGUUUGCUUGCGAGGUACGCCGACUGAUCAACUCGCUUCCUCAACAUGUAAAGACAAAUCUGCGUGGAUGCAUGGUUCAGGUCCGAUACAAGGAUGGUCAAAUAACCGACAAUGAACCAGUACUGGAUGCAAUGGAGGACUGUAUAUGUCGUCUGGAUUCUAUCUCAGACACUUGUUUAUUG
Messenger RNA from Ostertagia ostertagi, 1206 nucleotides. The record is from the annotation of a GenBank genome assembly. NCBI's taxonomy places the organism in Eukaryota, Metazoa, Nematoda, Chromadorea, Rhabditida, Trichostrongylidae.